This is a messenger RNA of Gastrolobium bilobum, 1005 nucleotides long. RefSeq lists its product as uncharacterized. Gene Ontology annotation, biological process: base-excision repair. Gene Ontology annotation, molecular function: DNA-3-methyladenine glycosylase activity. Lineage: Eukaryota; Viridiplantae; Streptophyta; Magnoliopsida; Fabales; Fabaceae. The record is from RefSeq and is a predicted model, not a curated record. The transcript is spliced from 5 exons. The coding region runs from base 1 to 939 and encodes 312 amino acids.
AUGUCUAAAACGAAUGUAAGAAGACAUGCUCUGGAGAAGAGCAGAAGUGUCAAAGAGACACGGCAAAUAUUGAACCAAAGCUUUUUUCCAAAAAGCCUCAAGAAAGUGUACCCUAUUGGGCUUAAUAAAAGCACAUCUUCUUUAUCUUUAUCUUCAUUGUCAUUGUCUUUGUCACAAAACUCAAAUGACUCUUCUCAGGCUGAUUCUUUGACUCCUCUGGAUGAAAAUAUUUCAUUGGCACUGCGUUUGAUUUCAUCACGAGAAAGAAGAGAACCUACAGUUGCUAAAACUGUACAUCAUCACCAACAACAAUAUCCAACAGUAACCACUGAGCCUGGGGAAUUGAAAAGAUGCAACUGGAUCACAAAGAACAGUGAUAAGGCGUACAUAGAAUUUCAUGAUGAGUGUUGGGGAGUUCCAGCUUACGAUGACAACAAAUUGUUUGAGCUGCUUGCAAUGUCUGGAUUGCUCAUGGACUACAACUGGACAGAAAUUCUAAAAAGAAAGGAAACGCUUAGAGAAGUGUUUGCCGGAUUUGAUCCUAAUACUGUUGCCAAAAUGGAUGAAAAGGAGAUCAUGGAGAUAGCGUCAAACAAGGCACUUUCUUUAGCCGAUAGCAGAGUCAUGUGCAUAGUAGACAAUGCCAAAUCCACAAUGAAGAUUGUUAGGGAAUGUGGAUCAUUCAGUAGCUAUAUAUGGGGUUAUGUAAAUCACAAACCAAUAAUUAACAGAUAUAGAUACCCAAGAAAUGUCCCAUUGAGGAGUCCAAAAGCAGAGGCCCUUAGCAAGGACUUGGUAAAGCGUGGAUUUCGGUUUGUGGGUCCAGUGAUAGUUCACUCUUUUAUGCAAGCUGCAGGAUUGACCAUUGACCAUCUUGUGGAUUGUUAUAGGCAUAGCGAAUGUGUAAACCUAGCAGAAAGACCUUGGAGGCAUAUCUAACCUACACUGAUUCAAUAGCAAAAUAUUCAGUUGUGUUCUGUAAGCACAACUACUCAGUUUACCAUA